AAACACAGGUGUUGCUCAUAACACUAAUGGGCUUCUAUUUUUUUGAACCAGGGUAAGGUAGACUAGUGAAGAGACCACACAUAUUCACCAUGGAGCGCUCAGAGCUGUCAUAGCAGGGCAACACAGGUGAAUGCCUCAAAAUUUACUUUGGGCAGGUGUUUCAUUUGUUUGUGUUAAAGCACCAGCAAUGGUCAACGUGUGUCAGCUUCACUUGUUUAGUCUACUACCUGUAUCCCGGUACAUGGAGACCCAUAAUUAGUGUUAUGAGUGACACCUGUGUUUGUCCCACGAUGACGCCUCUGUGGUAACUGUCUAUUACACCAUCUAGCACUGGCCCUGGAAGAGGUCUUGUCCUGUAGUUAAAAUAGAAGAUACUUGCAAGUCAAGCCCUUCCCAACUGUCAUGUGGGAUAACAAAGGUCACAAAUUAUCGCAACAUAAUGCUGGCGAAAAAGGAGCAGGCAUAACGAGAGCCUCGCUUCAGAUCCUGCCGUGCACGGUGUCCCAGCUGCUCUCAAGCACAAAGGUCGAUUCAUACGUGGUCGGAGGCCGAGAGGUCAGCCAGGCCUCUAUCGUGGGCAUCGUCAGAAGAAGUCAGCCCUUUGAAAAUUACAUCCAGUACAGGGUGGAUGACAUGACGGGCCCUCCUGUGGAUGUGACGCUGUGGGUGAACACGGAGGCUGCGGAUCCUUCGCUGGUGUGUGACGGAAGUCCUGGCACCUACGUUAAGGUUGUGGGAACUUUACGGGGCUCUGAGGUCGGCGGUUCUCCUUGGAAACCUGUAAAUGACAAAUACCCAUCAUCUCGUUUGUCCACCAUUCAGACUGAGGUCCUGCACGUCGUCAGCAAGUGCUGUGGCCAUGAGGGUAUCAGUUUGGAUGACAUCAAGACCAAACUGGAUUACCUCAGUCUCCCGACAAUCAGGAGAUCCCUGGAGUUCCUAAUGAAAGAGGGCAACGUCUUCACAACCAUUGAUGAGCAACAUUUCAAGUCAAUAGGGAGUGGAUAAAUGCUGGUUGGACAUGCCUGCCCAAUUCCCAUUGGUCUUGCUUUGUUUUUUGCUUUGUCAAUGCUGUUGCGCUGACAUUGUGGUGACAGGUCUUGGGGCAUUUAUGUUUUAUUUAUUUCAUUUGUCAACCAGUUGUAGAGGCUUCUAUUUUUGUUGCACAUUUGUUUUAGUUUGUUUGCCUUUUUGUUUUGUCUCUCAAAGUCAUGACUGGUGACACAUUGUAAGAAGCCUUCAACGAGUAUAUGAAUAACUCUUCACAAAGCACUCUGGUUUGUUCUUUAUUUAAGCACAAUCGUCACAUGUUUAUGAAUGGACUACAAUCCCCACGCAGCUGUCGUGUUGGUCUGCCUCGCUUUCCCAGAAUUCCAAGGGAGAGUAUUCGAGGCCGGUCGAAAAUGGCAGCAGACACAAGCACGAACACACCUCCUUUUGAAUGCCCGACAUGGUAAGGGCUUAAGUGUGCAUGCGAACCAAAGGUGUUUUAAAUAACCGCGUAGCCAUUGUUUUAUUUAACACGCCAGGAAUCAGUUGACAGUGAACGCGCUACCGUGCUGGCUGUCGCGAUAUAAAAAUGUAAACAGUGAUGGAUACCUCAGAUGACUGGUCUGGUCAGAACAAAUGCCUCCGCAAAGUCCUGCUUGGACCCCUGCGUCUUUUCUGCCAUGCAAAAAUAUGAGUUUCCUUUGUCCAUGUAUGACAUUAAACGCUAUAUGUUGACUGUGGAUUGUUUUUCAGUAUUUAUAAUUGGAGUCUUAAGGUUUAUUAAAUGAUCGAUAUAAUUCAA
Molecule: messenger RNA, 1792 nt
Organism: Gadus macrocephalus (Pacific cod)
Lineage: Eukaryota; Metazoa; Chordata; Actinopteri; Gadiformes; Gadidae
Product: replication protein A 32 kDa subunit-like
Exons: 8
Coding region: 403-1008 (201 amino acids)
Biological process (GO): DNA replication; nucleotide-excision repair; double-strand break repair via homologous recombination
Cellular component (GO): site of double-strand break; nucleus; chromosome, telomeric region
Molecular function (GO): DNA binding
Source: RefSeq, a predicted model, not a curated record